AUGGCCUUCGCAGGAGCAACUUUUCACGCAUCACCCGCGCCUUCAGCACUACCGAUUCCCAGUUUUCUUUCCAAGUCCUCGAGUGAGACGCCUGUCAGUAAGGCCACGGUUGAGGACUCAUCACUGCGAUCCAGUGAUGGGCAUGUAACAACACCAUUUCGUCCCGCAUCGCUACCCCAUACGAUUGAAUCACCGCUUGAUUUCAUGUUUCGCGCGCAUCGUGAGGAACAGCGCCGCACCCGAGGCGGCGGUUUAACAGAAUCCACGGCAGGCCCAAAGUCUCCCCAGACGAUGCCUCAGCUUAAAUCGAUCGGGCCAUCAGUACUAUCGAGUCUACCAAACCCAAGACGAUCCUAUCUGAGAGAGCCCUUCGGCGGCAUAGAUGCCUCAGAGCUGGAUGGGACGCCUGGCAGAGCCAUGGGACCGGCAUUUUCCACGCCGUAUCAAGAACGAAUCAAAGCAGCUCGCUCUACUUCGCACUUGAACAUAUCGCAGACUCGUUCACAAGAUUCCAGCGUGUUGGAAAAGAGCCAUCCAGACGACCCGACCGAAGCCCUCAAGAAAUUUCUUUUCGGGAACGUGGAAUCGGUUUCAUCCAAACCUGCGAGAGCGACACCAGAGAAUAGCAGUAUACCUCCCCGGAGGACUACUGCUGAGGGUGCAGUGUCUAGCGCAAAUGAAUCCAGAGCCGCGGAACCUCGUAUGAACGAGAUUGAGGCAAUGGAAAACGACCUGCGCAGGAUUUUAAAACUAGACAUUGGUACAAACUCAAACUUGACGGGCCAAACUUCCAUUUCCCGGUAG
Ustilaginoidea virens is the source of this 804-nucleotide messenger RNA. RefSeq lists its product as uncharacterized. The record is from RefSeq and is a predicted model, not a curated record. The transcript has a single exon. NCBI's taxonomy places the organism in Eukaryota, Fungi, Ascomycota, Sordariomycetes, Hypocreales, Clavicipitaceae. Bases 1 to 804 code for a protein of 267 amino acids.